Amphimedon queenslandica is the source of this 1701-nucleotide messenger RNA. Its product is annotated as Werner syndrome ATP-dependent helicase homolog. NCBI's taxonomy places the organism in Eukaryota, Metazoa, Porifera, Demospongiae, Haplosclerida, Niphatidae. Bases 98 to 1492 code for a protein of 464 amino acids. Gene Ontology annotation, molecular function: nucleic acid binding; 3'-5' DNA helicase activity; nucleotide binding. The record is from RefSeq and is a predicted model, not a curated record. Gene Ontology annotation, biological process: DNA replication; DNA repair. The transcript is spliced from 16 exons.
CAUUGGAGGUCAUAAAGACUGCUGUGAUAACUGUAGGAGAUUUUUACGAGGUGAUAUUCAAAUUAAAACAAAUUAUUCAAAAGAUGCCAAACUGUUGAUGGACAUGAUUAAAGCUUUGAGAAAUGAUUAUGGUAUUACAAUGACAGUAUCAAUUUUAAGAGGAUCAAAAGCACAAAAGAUUCCAAAGUACAUAUUGAAGCAUCCAGUGCAUGGGAAAGGAUUACAUCAUUCUGAGAAAUGGUGGAAGUCAUUUGCUGGUGUACUUAUUUCUGGUCAUUAUUUAAGAGAAGAGUCCGUUCCUAAUGGUUUUGGUAGUACAGUGUCUUUAUCAAUUAAAGGGAGCAGGUGGUAUGACAGGUUUGAAUCUGAUCCAGACGGUACAACAAUUGAUGUAAUACCAACCAAUGACAUGAUAGCGUACGAUAAAGAACAACAAAAACAACAAAAUUCAAUAAUUCAUUCAAGUCUUAAUCCAAAAUAUGCCGCAUCAGCAGCAGACACGUUUACAGCCAGCAGUGAUUCCUCAUUGAUAAUUCCAUUGAAAGAUGAUCCUUCAAGUUACAAUGUAUUAUUAGUUAACAUGAAGAAUAUGGGUGGGGCAGUGGGUGGAGCUAAUGUCCCAAUUAAAGACAAAGAGACUGAAGCAUUGGAGAGUGCACUGUAUGAGGAGCUGGUCAGUUAUAGAAACCAAAUGGCUCAUGAAACUGACAUACCUCCUUUCAUGAUAGCGUCAAACAAACUACUAGGUAAUCUGUCUUUAUCUCGUCCUACUACUGAGGAUUCAUUGCGAUUGAUUGAUGGAGUCUCUCAACAAUUUAUUACCAAAUUUGGAAUGAAAUUACUAACAAAGAUAAAAGAAUACUGUACAGCUCAUCCCACCCUGAGGACUGACACUGAACUGAGCAAAGGAAGAGAAGAUACUGACACUAAUACUGGGGAAAUACAAGUCGCCAUAAAGGUUCGUAAGUCCAUUAUUGGUCCAAUAAGUGAAAAGAAUGGAUCCUAUUAUGAUUCAUAUACAAGGGAAGGACUCAGUGUGGAGGAGAUAGCUUCAAGACGUGGUGUUCAAGUUCAGACUGUCAUUGGACACUUAGUGGAUUGUUAUGAAGCUGGGUACAUGCUCAACUAUAGAGAAUUGGGGUUUACUGAAGAGAUUGAGAGGCUCAUUACUGACACUAUAAGGAGGCCACCAAUAUCUUCAGACGUAGGAAGAUUAAAGCCAAUUAAAGAACAGUUACCAGAACACAUUGAGUACUGGCAGAUAAGAAUGACAAUAGCACUACUGAUGGUCUCCAGUGGGUUCAUUAGGAAUAAACUAACUACAACACCAUCACUGACAUCACCUACUUUAUCAUCAGGUUCUUCUGGUACAGCUAGUAAGAGAUCCUUACCAAACACUUUUAAAAGGAGCCACUCCUACAGCAGCAGCAGCAGUGGGUAUGGUAGAGGAUACUACACUGGGUCUAACAAGAAAGCAAGGAAGUUCUUUUGAACUAACUCUACAACCAAAGAACACUUCAUUUAUCAGCUACUAUUAUUAUCAUCCUUCAUUUAAUCUCAUUUAUUGAUUAACACAUUUCAUUAUUGUUGGAAUAAUUGUCAUUUCAUUUAUUGUUGUUCUGUAAAAUGACAUUAACAGUGACAUCAGUGUAUUCUUGUUUGUAUUUUUGGUAGAAUCUUUUCAUGUUUGUAUGGGUGAAA